This is a messenger RNA of Pelodiscus sinensis (Chinese soft-shelled turtle), 568 nucleotides long. Lineage: Eukaryota; Metazoa; Chordata; Testudines; Trionychidae. The record is from RefSeq and is a predicted model, not a curated record.
GCAAGGCUCUGACCUGGAGGCUGAUCUCAAGGACUCCCGGAGGUUUUCCUUUUGCUUCAACUGUUAGCCUCCGUGCUUCCCCUCAUUAUUCCUGAAAAUGGAACGAUCCACGCAAGAGCUUUUCCUCAACUUCAUGAUUGUCCUCAUAACUGUGCUCCUCAUGUGGGUUCUGGUGAAAUCUUAUCAGGAGUAAAAGACUGUGCCAUAGUCUGUGAAUGAGUUUAAGUUUGUGUCUGCACAAGUAUGUGACAUCUACUGUACACCUGUGUGAUUAGCAUCAUGUAGAUCUAGAAUGUAAUCUUUUUUACUCUGAACCACCUGUUGCCUGACAUACUCUAAGUGUUCUACAUGGGUCUACGACGAUGCGUGCUCAGAUUUUAUUCUUUGGCAAUCCAGCUGUAAAAUGUACAAGGCAAGAUCCUCAGUAGUUGCUACAUGUGAUUAUCCCUCCAACAGUUACUGUCUCCAUACUGAGACAAAAGAAGCAUACAUGUACUGAGGUGAAAGAAAUGUUGAACCUUUUCAUUUGCUCACCCCUGUACUCUUCCAAAUAAAGAAGAAAAUGUAA